Nymphaea colorata (pocket water lily) is the source of this 1174-nucleotide messenger RNA. RefSeq lists its product as uncharacterized. The transcript has 3 exons. The record is from RefSeq and is a predicted model, not a curated record. Gene Ontology annotation, molecular function: fatty acyl-CoA hydrolase activity. Bases 249 to 833 code for a protein of 194 amino acids. Lineage: Eukaryota; Viridiplantae; Streptophyta; Magnoliopsida; Nymphaeales; Nymphaeaceae.
GAAAGAAUAGUCGCCACCCGGCCAGCGGGUAACCACGAAGCGUGGCUUCUCCGGCAGCUGCUGGUUUUGACUCCACUUCCCACCGACGGGGUCCUAUUCCGGAGAUCAGAGAAGAACGCGAUCAUCCGGGGUGGGACCGAAGGGGAGAUGAUCGGCCAUUGCUGUGCUGCCUUGUCUGCACAAGGCAAACGACAACGUCGACAAGGGCUUGGAAAUUUUGCUUUUGGUGAGGUGGCUCGUAGGUAGAAAUGAAAGAAGUCCGCGUUUUCGGUGCCCGUCCUUUUCCUGAGGAGUCCAUUACUCGGCCUUGUAAUUAUUUUCUUGCCUUAAUUUUUGAUAAGGCAGCAGAAGGAAGGAAAGAAGAGGGGGAGAUGAAGGGGGGAAAUGGGAGGGAAGAAGAUGGAGUGAGGAGGGCGAGGGAAUGGCUGGAGUCGGUGAAAUGCCUGGCGGAGAAAGAAGGGACGCACGAGUACCUCGCCAUCGCCGGCCUGAGGUUCGUCCGCACCGAGCGCGCCCGCUUCGUCUGCUCCCUCUGCGUCCCCAGAUCGGUCACGGACAGUGAAGGGAAGUGGAGCAGAGGAGCCAUGGCGACGCUGAUGGACGACAUGUGCGCCCUUGCCGUUAUGUCGUAUGACCUACCAACCCCAAUUUCCGUGGAAUAUUCCAUCUCUUACUUCUCAGAGGUCGCGGCCAAGGAGGAAGUGGAGAUCGAGUCCAGGGCAUUGACACACAAGGGGAAGCUGUGGGCCGUGGUGGUGGAGAUCAGGAAGAAGGCGACCGGGGAGCGUGUGGCCCUUGCAAGGCAAUGGAUGGCCGUAACUAGCAAAAUUUGAAGGCAAACAAGAGCUUUCUUUCACAUAUAUUUCUGUUAACUGUGAAGGUCCUCCCUAACUUUUUCAGCAAUCUGCGUUCGCGGUGUACUGCGGAGAUCGUCCGUAUCCAUUCGAGUACGCUAUCACUUUCGAGGAAAUCCCUGACUAAAAUAUAGCAAGUGGUUAUGAGUCUUUAUGAUCAGAUUUACAAUUUAGAAACAGAAAACCUUAUGAAUCUCUUAUUGAUGUCAUUUAAUGUUGUUAACAUAAUUAUCUCAUUUGUAAAUUAUAUAUAGAGUUGUAAACCAUGGUAAAAAAAAAGGGGGAAAGAAAUAAAGUUUAUUGAAUUAUCUUUUUCUUCA